UAUAAAUAGUGAGGGCUUAGCCGGCUGUAACAAUCCGCCAUGAGACUGGACAUCGUGACAGUAUCCCCUGCUUUGGUAGCGCUAUCGCUCCUUUUGGCUGUGGGAGGACAGACCGUGUAUAGAAAAUGUGAGGGGGGACAUGGUAACAUGUAUGCAUACAACGUCACCGAUUUGGACGGGAAUCGUAAAUAUAUGUCGGAUUUUCAAGACGAGGUCGUAGUAAUUGUGAACGUAGCAACCUUCUGAGGUUUCACGUACCAGUACCGACAAAUAAAUGCACUACUAAAGAAACACGAGAACAGAUCUAUUUCUUUCGUCGGAUUUCCAUGCAACCAGUUCGCCCUCCAGGAACCCGCCGAUAAUAAGACAGAGCUUCUGAACGGACUUCAUUAUGUUCGACCCGGAAGUGGUUAUAUUCCAUUGUUUGACCUUAUGGCGAAAGUAAAUGUAAACGGGCCGCAGGAGGACCACUUCUACACUUAUUUAAAAAACUCCUGUCCCCGUCUCCCGGACAAUGCAGCAUUCAGGGUACGGCGGAGUUUCUGGGACCCAAUCCGUCCAUCAGAUGUCGUGUGGAACUUUGAGAAGUUUAUUGUAGACAAGUACGGGAUGCCAAGAUAUCGGAUACUAUCCGCUGUAGCCCCAGACGAUAUCGAGAAUAUCCUGGUAUCCAUGACAUUGGAAGAUUCGGCCAAUAACCCGACUACAGCUAGCAAUAUCGUGAAAAUUAUCGAAGAAACAUUUGAUGCAAUUGAACUUAAAUUCACUAUGGUAUAAUUUAAGGUCGCAUAUAUGAUUAAAUAUAUCGUGAAGAAGUAUACGAUAUUUGGGUGUAAAAUUUGAGAAAGUUAAGUGUUUUUGAAUCCAAAUUUAUACAAUUUAAUUUCAAUUCGAUUGUAAUGAAGCUUCUGUCAGAUUUUUCAGUAUUUUAAUUGUUUGUUUAUGAAGUUCUUCGCAAUAAUGAAAUUAAUUGAAAAUAUAUACAUGACAGAUUUUAUUUUUUUACACUGACACCUUUACAAAUCGUCUUAAUUUAGGCGUUAUAAAGGGAUUUGACAAUAUGUCGAAAGAAAUUUGAAAACCGCAAUUGUUGGCGUUAGACGAGGUGGCACUUAUAACUGAGAGACAUUAGAUUGAUGUAUAACGUGAAUUCUAACUAAACGGUUGAAGAACCCGAUUGGAUUGAAAUAUUAACUGAAUUUUAUUUGAAAGAAAGACAAGUUCUAAUCACAGCUAUUCAAUUUUUAUUAUGUAUUGUACAUUAUGGUUAAAACAAUAAGACAUUACAUGUAUAGGUACAAUGAAAAUUCCUAGUCAGGAUUCAUUUCCAGAAAAAAUCCGGAUCAUCUAAUAUGCCGAUUCAAACAAUGCAUUUUACGUUGUUAACAAAUCAAGCUUAUGACGUCAUGGUUAUAAAUUGGUAACAAGUAACCGUGACUGAACUUGUUGAAGAAAUCUUAACAAAUUUUGUGCAUUUAAUUUGUUGAAAUUUACUUUGCAAAUUCUUAAUUUUGUUUUCAAAUGAGAAUGUAUUUACUAUAUAUAUACACACAGAUGUAUUUUUGACAUUUUGCAAUAAUAUAACCAUAUGCAUUUGCCUUG
Molecule: messenger RNA, 1602 nt
Organism: Mizuhopecten yessoensis (Yesso scallop)
Lineage: Eukaryota; Metazoa; Mollusca; Bivalvia; Pectinida; Pectinidae
Product: glutathione peroxidase 3-like
Exons: 3
Biological process (GO): response to oxidative stress
Molecular function (GO): glutathione peroxidase activity
Source: RefSeq, a predicted model, not a curated record